AUGACAGGUCAGAUCAGAGAUCAUGUGUCUAACUGUGAGGCGUGCCGUUCACACGACAUUCGGCAAACGAAGGAACCGAUGAUGCUGCCUGAUGUUCCGGACCGACCGUGGAAAAUAGUAGCAGUGGAUCUAUUCUGGGACAACGGAAAGGAUUACUUACUCACGGUGGACUACUAUAGUGCUUACUUUGAAAUCGAUUUACUCACCACCACGACCACGGAGGCAGUAAUCAACAAACUCAGAUGUAAAUUCGCACGGCACGGGAUACCGGAGGAGCUAGUCUCGGACAACGGUCCCCAGUUCAGCAGCAGGGCAUUCCAGGUUUUCGCAACCAAAUGGGAAUUCGCACAACGGCAAACCAGUCCCUAUCACAGUCAAUCAAAUGGGAAGGCAGAGUCGGCAGUGAAGCAAGCCAAGCGACUAUUAGCGAAGGCUAGAGACACUCGGGAGGACCCAUACCUCAUGCUACUAGAAAGUCGCAACACUCCUUCAACGGAUAUCGGCCGGAGUCCAGUGCAGCGCCUAUACAGUCGAAGGACCAGAACUGUGAUGCCUGCAUCCGCAACACUUUUGCGCCCUGUCACGCCACAACGUGAUAAAGUACAGAACAAUUUGAGAAGGCGAAUGGCUACUCAGAAACGGUACUACGACAACGGCGCACGGGAAUUACCUGAGCUGACAGUGGGGAAGAAGUAUGGGUUGAACCAAUUCCCGAUGGACAGGAGCGGUGGAGAAAAGGAGUCUUGGCUGCGAAAGUCGGUGAAAGGUCAAACGAAGUAA
This is a messenger RNA of Dicrocoelium dendriticum, 780 nucleotides long. The record is from the annotation of a GenBank genome assembly. Lineage: Eukaryota; Metazoa; Platyhelminthes; Trematoda; Plagiorchiida; Dicrocoeliidae.